This is a messenger RNA of Chondrus crispus (carragheen), 246 nucleotides long. RefSeq lists its product as hypothetical. NCBI's taxonomy places the organism in Eukaryota, Rhodophyta, Florideophyceae, Gigartinales, Gigartinaceae. The record is from RefSeq and is a predicted model, not a curated record. The coding region runs from base 1 to 246 and encodes 81 amino acids. The transcript has a single exon.
AUGCAUGUCGCAAGAUCAUCCGGAUCACCAUUCAGAUGCUCAUCUGCUUCCCUACACAGUCGUUUAUUCAGCACAUCUUCAAGAAUACUCUUUGCACUCUGUUGUCGCCGCGGUUUGAUCAAGCAAAUUGUGAGGGUGUCAUUCCAUCCACAUUUUUCUAUCUCCACAAGCAUCAUCCCUUCGAAUUGCCAACAACGAUUAAACGAUCGCGAUCACGAAGAAAUUUGCUCUCUAAGCAGCCCGUAG